Messenger RNA from Mesorhabditis spiculigera, 1704 nucleotides. The record is from the annotation of a GenBank genome assembly. Lineage: Eukaryota; Metazoa; Nematoda; Chromadorea; Rhabditida; Rhabditidae.
AUGGAUGGGGUUCUCUAUGCCCCGAUUCUCAUCCUACUCAUCAUCGCUCAAUUUUCGGCACGCGCCGAUAGCGAUUUCCAUCCGAUCCUUGCAGCCCAGGUAGUCGAUGACGAUGGGCCUUCAAGAAAUCCCGAACCGGCCGUCAGGGUCCGCGUCCGUCCCCGGGCAAUACAUUACUUGAAUCAGGUAGCCUCGAACCUACUAGCCGAACAACUUCCUCGGCUUAUGAUCCCCAACAUUGAGCAUCGACUGCCCGCCGACCAGGGCGUCAUCAAGCUGUCCCGAAUCCGGAUGUCCAGGUUCAAGAGGGCCGAGGUGCACGACAUCUCCACGUCGGCGCCCGAUCGAAUCACGUGGCUCAUCAAGAAUAUGAAUAUUGGAUUAAUCGGCGACCUCGCCGGCAAUGUGAACAUCUUGGUGCCGUUUGACUUGACCGGCGAGGCCGAGGUCCUGGCCGAAGGGCUGUCUUUUCAGAUCGAGAAUAGCGUGCACCGGGAAAACAACGGAAGCGCGCGUGUAACCAGCCUCGCCUGCCACACAACCAUCCGUUCCGUCGAGGUCGUCAACCACAAUGGCGGGCUUUUCGGGUUGGCCGUCACGGUGUUUAAGCAAGGCAUCUCCGACAAUGUUCGCACCCUACUACAAGGCAUCAUUUGCAAGAAAAUCCGGAAAUACGUGGAUGAAGACCUGAAUUGGAAGCUGGCCGAGGUCCAAACAAAAUCCACACUUGCCGAUGCGAUAUCGGCCAACGCCAUUCGCGGGCUCUCCAUUCCGACCCCUGCCCUCCCCGAAGAGCUGUCGCUGGAGAAGUUCUUCGGGCCAACGUUUUCCCGGGAUUUCGUGAUUGACUAUACGUUGGCCGAAAAUCCUGUCUGCGGCGACAACGAGGUCGAGCUGUCUUCGGUUGGAGAGAUUUCAAAUAGCGGUCGCGGUGGGACACCAUUUCCGCCUCCGCCCCUGAACUGGCCGACGAUCCGCAACGACGAAUCGAUGAUGUGGGUGCUGGUGUCGGAUUAUGUGCCCAACAGCAUGCUCUACCAUGCCUACAAACAGCGGCUCAUCAAACUUCACAUCGACAAACACACACCCGGCGUCUCGACGUUCCUAAAAACCGAUUGCGGCGACUCAAUGUGCAUCGCCGACGUCAUCCCACAACUCUCCGAUAAAUACCCGAAAGCCAACAUCGAGCUUGUAUUUGCCGCUACCCGAGCCCCGGCCAUGCUUUUCAGCCAGAAAAAUCAAGGCGUAAUUUCGAUAAACAUUGGUGGGGUGAUUAUCCUCUACGUGGAGCUGGGCACGCAAAAGCGCCAGGAGGCCGUGUUCGACCUCGAGAUUGUAGCUGACACCUUGCUGAGCGUUAAGCAAAACAACGUCAGCGGUUCGGUACGGCUAACGCGAUUCGAGCUGCUGAAUCGCUUUGGGAACUUGGAGAUUACCAAUGCCGAACUGGCUGACAUCGCUUUGCUGGGCGGGCAGCUGAUCGAGAAUAUGGUCAACGAGAUGCUGAACAGCGGCGUGCCAAUCCCGAUUCCGAGUGUGCUCCACCUCGACAACAUCCGCAUCAACGUGCUCUCCCGUAAACUCCUAAUCAGAACCGAUUUUGGCAUCGAUGAGCGCCGGCUGAGCAGAAUAGCAGAAAAGACCCUGUUCGCCAGCUUUCCGUUCGGCAUGGAUCGGUCUCUGCGUUUCCACAGGCGGAGGUGG